UUGAGAAUGUAUUCCGCUUAUCGUGAACGGCCAUGUUGUGAUAAAAUGUUGUAAACAAUCGUAACUCGAAGCUUUUGAUCAUCUUGAAAAUUAACGGCUACUGAUUAAAAUUAUAUAUACUUCUAAGGAUCUAUUUGUAAUUAAUGGCUUUACAAUUUCAUCAAAAUAUUUUGAAAGAAUUUCUUUUAAAUCUGAUUAUAUUUCAUAUUUAAUAUUUUAUUUGGUAAUUAACCUACAAUGGAAGAAGAAUCUGACACAUUUCAAACUUGGUGGGAAAUACCAAGUAUAGUACACCUUUGCAAUACAUUAAGUACAUGUGUCAAUGACAUAUAUCCUAUUACUAUUGAGAGAUUUGAAAAAGGCUUCAAUGACAACUCAAAUAUAUUAAUGAAUAUUGCUAUACGAUUUGUAAAAGUCUGUGGGUUCUAUGAUCCUCACUCAAAUAAAUGGUGGGAUUUUAUGAAAAAAUUAUUAAAUAAUCAUUGUCCAGUUUAUAAUUUUGAAAAUCCAAUUGAUGAAGAUGCAAGUUUUAAUGAUUUAUCUCCAAGAAAACAAGUUGAAGUGUUAUACAUACUUGGUCAUUUAAUUUUGGACGUUGAAAAAGUUCAAGAAACUUUAAAUCAAAAUUCUGAAGUUUUAAGUAAACUUAAUGUGAAACCAUUAGGUUAUGAUGUAAAUAAAUCAGUUUAUUGGUAUUUUGGAGGCACUAGAUUAUAUAGAGAAGAUUAUGACUUAACUUAUUUACCAGAUUACGUAUUAGAAUUAAUUAAUCCUGAAUCUAAUGAAAUUAUGACAAAUUUAAAUGAGAAAAAUGAUAAUUCAUGCGAUAUAAAUGAUGCAUCUGACCAGACAAGAGACAGUAUAAUAAACAAUUCUUAUUUACAUGAAGAUGUUCAAAAAAAUCUCCAAACAAAACCUUAUCCAUCAGGAAUAUUAGGGUCAGGAAAAUGGAAUAUGAUUUGUGAUGAUGAUGAAAGUUGGCAUUAUUUAACCGAUACCACAGAAUAUAGUCGUAAUUUUAAUGUAAAAUUGUUACAUAGAUCUUUAAAUAAAAUUACACUUAAAUUGCCAACUCUUAAAAGAAAUAAACCAGUUUACCAAUUUAUCAAGUACACUGCACCUAAAAGUAUUUAUCAUAAGUCAUUAGCAUCAAAUCCAAGAGUUACAAGAAGUAGACAAAGUGCUGAACAUGCAUCUGAAAAUAAUCAUUUUGACGAGAUUAAAAAUGAAAAUCAUGGUGAAAUUGCUAAAAAAGAUAACUUUAAUUUAAAAACCUUACAAGUUAAAUUAAUUAAAAUUGAUUUGGAUUCUAAAUAUAGUAGUAUGUUUAAUGUGAAAAACUUAAAGGAGAAUGUACUGAAUGAAAAACCAACUAAACUAAAACUUAAGGAUACUAAUAGAUUGCUCCGAUCUAAUAGUCGAAAAUUUCAUGAAGAUUUAGAAUUUAAAAGAACAAAAAAAGAUCAUUUUGAUAAAGAAUCUAUUGUUGCUGUUGAAAGAUGUGGUCAAGAAAAUGUUCAAAAUGUAAAACGUAAAAAUACCAAACUUAUUACAACUCAAAAGCGAUUUCGUACCCAUGCGGAAAUGCAAGUAUCUCCAUUAAAGGAUGUAACAAGUCGUGUGUUAAUGUAAUUUAAAUCAUAGUUUUCAAUUAAAAAUAGGUUUUAUUUCUAAUUUUAUUGUACCACACAUUGUAAUUAACAUGUUUAUUUCAUGUUUUAUUUUCCAAGUUUUAUUUUAUUAAUUUUCAAGUGUAUAAAAUAUACAUAUAUAUCAUUAGAUUUUUCUUUAAGGUUUUAAGAGUUAAUAUUUAUUUAUUGUCAUAAUACUUUAUAUACAUGUAUAAGUUUAUUUUCUAAAAAAACAUUUAUAACAUAAUUUA
Daktulosphaira vitifoliae (grape phylloxera) is the source of this 1882-nucleotide messenger RNA. Its product is annotated as chromatin remodeling regulator CECR2-like. The record is from RefSeq and is a predicted model, not a curated record. Gene Ontology annotation, cellular component: CERF complex. The transcript has 7 exons. Gene Ontology annotation, biological process: chromatin remodeling. NCBI's taxonomy places the organism in Eukaryota, Metazoa, Arthropoda, Insecta, Hemiptera, Phylloxeridae. The coding region runs from base 238 to 1632 and encodes 464 amino acids.